Molecule: messenger RNA, 522 nt
Organism: Quercus lobata
Lineage: Eukaryota; Viridiplantae; Streptophyta; Magnoliopsida; Fagales; Fagaceae
Exons: 3
Coding region: 1-522 (173 amino acids)
Source: RefSeq, a predicted model, not a curated record
AUGAGGUUUGGGAGAGAACAGCUGAUUCCGACCAACGCACCGCUCAUUGGAUUCGGAGGAACAAGGGUGCAUCCCCUAGGAAUAGUCACCUUACCAGUAACGGUUGGAGAUUACGCUCAGCAGAUCACCAAAGAUGUCACGUUCCUAGUUGUUGAUUGUUCAUCUGUUUACAAUGCCAUACUGGGUCACCUUACUUUGAAUUCAUGGAAGGCCGUAACAUCAAUCUACCAUUUGAUGAUUAAGUUCCCCACCGAGUACGGAGUAGGAGAGACUAUAUGUAUAAAGGAACAACGAACAGUGGCAGACCUGGUGGAAAGAUUGGAAGAAGUGCUCCUUGACGAUUCUAGGCCUAAACGAACAACCAGGAUAGGCACUUUGAGGAAGCGGGUGUUUGCACAGAAGCAAGAUGGAGCCAUAGCCAAUAAGGUUUGCAAAUUACAGGAAGCAAACUUCAUUCGAGAAGUGUACUACCCCGACUGGCUGACCAAUGUGGUGAUGGUUAAGAAAACCAACGGGAAGUGA